Molecule: messenger RNA, 750 nt
Organism: Tripterygium wilfordii
Lineage: Eukaryota; Viridiplantae; Streptophyta; Magnoliopsida; Celastrales; Celastraceae
Exons: 2
Coding region: 1-750 (249 amino acids)
Source: RefSeq, a predicted model, not a curated record
AUGGCAUACAAGAUUCCCAUCAACGAGAGAUUUGGUGCCAAUGUUCUUUCUUUUUCAAAGUUACAUGAAACAAUAAGCGAUAUUAGGAGUAAGCUGAGCGAAGAUCAGCUGACUUUGUUUAGGGGAACCUGUUUUGGUACUUUCUUACAACUGAAAAACAUUAAAUGGGCUCCACAGAUUGUACACCAACUCCUCCUUCGGCAAGUACAAUCAAAAGAGGAUGAAAAGAAAGGGAAGUUGGUGUUUUUGAUUGGUGGAAGAGAAACUAGUUUUUCAAUAAGGGAAUUUAACCUCAUAACUGGAUUGAGGUGUCAUUCCCUACCAGACAUCUCAUUAUAUUUGAAAGAGAUGGAGAAGUCUGGUGAACCUAGGGUGGGCUUGCAGAAUAAGUAUUUCAAUGGAAGCUAUCAUAUUUCAUGCCAAGAGUUACGAAUGACUUUUAUGCAGUGCCAAGAUCCAGAAGAUGUAUAUAAGUUGGCACUUGUAUAUUUUGUUGAGUAUGUACUCUUAGGUAGAGAUGUGAAGCUGUUGAUUGAUGUUGAUUUCUUGAAUCUGGUUGAUUAUGUUGAUGAGUUCAACAAGUACCCAUGGGGGACUUUGUCCUACAAGAAGACAAUACAGUCCCUAACUAAUUGUCUUGUUGGAAGGUCCGACAAAUUUAAGGCCAAGCAGAAUGAUUUUGAAUGGUACAAUCUAUUGGGCUUUCCUUGGGCUUUCCAACUAUGGAAUGUUGAAAUGGUCAUCAACUAA